Messenger RNA from Rubroshorea leprosula, 495 nucleotides. The record is from the annotation of a GenBank genome assembly. NCBI's taxonomy places the organism in Eukaryota, Viridiplantae, Streptophyta, Magnoliopsida, Malvales, Dipterocarpaceae.
ACCCUCACCCUCCCAAUCCCUCUUCUUCCCCUUCUUUUUUUCUCUUUCUUUCUUUCGGGUUCGGUGGAAACCCAGCCUUGCUGGGUUCGUCGACCAGCCAAGGCUGGGUUCAUCGAAACCCAGCAGAUCUGGGUUUCGACGAACCCAGCAAGGGUUAUUUUGAUUUGGUAAGAUCUGCCAGGUUUGAGGUUUCAAUGAAACCCAGUAGCUCAAGUUUCCCGAGAAAAGAGAAGAAGAAGAAAUGGGUGGGUUAAGAUCGGUUUUGUAGAUGGAGCGGAGAUGAGAGAGUAUUCACGGAAGAAGAAGAAAUGGGUUAAAAUCGAUUUUGCAGAUGGAGUGGAGACAAGAGAGCAUUCAGAGAAUAAGAAGAAAUGGGUUAAGAUCGAUGAUGGUGAAGAUUAGAGACCAGUUUACAGGUAACUGGAAUCCAUGGGAGGGGUUUUGCGUGAAGAAGAUGAAGAUGACAUAUCAUAAAAAUAAAAAAAAAAGUCCAGA